This is a messenger RNA of Verruconis gallopava, 3206 nucleotides long. RefSeq lists its product as uncharacterized. Lineage: Eukaryota; Fungi; Ascomycota; Dothideomycetes; Venturiales; Sympoventuriaceae. Gene Ontology annotation, molecular function: RNA binding; ATP binding. Gene Ontology annotation, biological process: mRNA splicing, via spliceosome. The transcript has a single exon. Gene Ontology annotation, cellular component: spliceosomal complex; intracellular anatomical structure. The coding region runs from base 67 to 3057 and encodes 996 amino acids. The record is from RefSeq and is a predicted model, not a curated record.
CGACAAACCAGUGCGCCGCCCAUUUGGACCUUGCUUACUUUUCACAAAAUCCUCCUUUCUUCAAAUAUGAACGGCGAAAGCAGUCCAAAGCGGCGCAAGUUGGAAGACGGCCGCUCAGCGCCGCCUUCACGCGAGGCGACCCCAUCCGUUCGCGCAGAAAUCCAGCACCGAUACCUGCCCUCCAGCAAACGGACAUUUGUCUCACAAACUCACCGCAUAGGCCGUGAUGGCACUCCUCAGCCUCAUCAACAUGAGUUCGACGGACCUGAGCCAGGCGUGGACUUGGAAGACUCGAUUGCAUUGGAUAGAGACUGGUAUGGCGCCGAAGAAAAUGGCGGACAUGCCUUCGGUGAUGAGACGCAUAAUCCCUUUGGUGGUUUCGAGAAUACGUACUUAGACCAGCAGAAGGAAGCUGCGAUGCUGGAAAAGAAGAGAUCACGCAGAGGAGAUUUACGGGCCAGGCAGAGGCAGAAGGAAAACGAAAUGUGGGAAACGAACCGUAUGCUGGGAUCUGGUGUUGCGCAGCGGAGGGAACUAGAUGACGAUUUCCUUGAAGAUCAAGAGGAUGUACGGGUCCAUAUAUUGGUGCAUGAUCUGAAGCCGCCAUUUUUAGAUGGCAGAAAAGUAUUUACGAAGCAACUCGACCCCAUUUCAGCAGUGAGAGAUCCGCAGAGUGAUAUGGCAGUAAUCGCGAGGAAAGGCAGCAGAGUUGUCAAGGAACGGCGACAACAGAGGGAAAGGCAACGAGCAGCGCAGGAAGCAACUAAUCUGAAAGGCACCAUCUUGGGUAACGUGAUGGGCGUCAAGAAUGAGGAAGAUACCGACAGUGCAGCACCUAUGGGCGACGAAGAAGGAUCUAAGGGAAACAGCAAGUUUGCCGAACAUAUGAAGACGAACGACGGGCAGAGCAGCUUCAGUCGAAGCAAGACGCUAAGAGAGCAAAGACAAUACCUGCCUGCGUUCGCCAUGCGCGAAGAAUUGCUCCGUGUGAUACGAGACAACCAAGUAACGAUAGUAGUCGGCCAGACGGGUUCAGGAAAGACGACACAGCUCACUCAAUUUCUUUACGAAGACGGGUAUGGCAAAAGAGGACUGAUAGGUUGUACACAACCCCGACGUGUGGCCGCAAUGAGUGUCGCCAAGCGCGUCAGCGAGGAGAUGGAGUGCAAGCUCGGAGGUCUGGUUGGUUAUGCGAUCCGUUUCGAGGACUGCACCAGUGACGAAACUGUCAUCAAGUACAUGACUGAUGGUGUCUUAUUGCGUGAGUCAAUAACAGAACGCGAUCUGGACAAGUACUCCUGCAUCAUCAUGGACGAGGCUCACGAACGCGCCUUAAACACCGACGUCCUUAUGGGUCUGAUCAAGAAAAUCCUCACCCGUCGCACCGACCUCAAGCUCAUUGUUACCUCGGCCACUAUGAAUUCUGAACGCUUCUCGCGUUUCUUCGGAGGCGCUCCGGAAUUCAUUAUUCCCGGCCGUACUUUCCCAGUGGACGAGCAGUUCUCGCGUUCUCCUUGCGAGGACUAUGUUGAUGCUGCUGUCCGCCAAGUACUUGCCAUUCACGUUUCCCAGGGCCCAGGUGAUAUUCUAGUCUUCAUGACGGGGCAAGAGGACAUCGAAACAACAUGCGAGCUUAUAGAAGAGCGCCUGAAACUUCUCAACGAUCCUCCGGAGUUGCUCAUUUUACCGAUCUACAGUCAAAUGCCCGCGGACUUGCAAGCCAAGAUUUUUGAUAAGGCACCCCCAGGCGUUCGCAAAGUCGUUGUGGCGACAAACAUUGCGGAGACUAGUUUGACAGUCGAUGGCAUCAUGUACGUUGUCGAUUCAGGAUACUGCAAGCUUAAAGUAUACAAUCCCAAAAUGGGCAUGGAUACUUUGCAAAUCACACCCAUAUCACAAGCCAACGCAUCGCAGCGAGCUGGCCGUGCCGGCAGAACAGGACCGGGAAAGUGCUUCCAUUUGUUUACUCAGCGAGCAUUCCAGGACGAAAUGUACAUUCAGACGAUUCCUGAACUACAACGCACAAACCUUUCCAGCACAGUUUUGUUGCUCAAGUCAUUGGGAGUAAGAGAUCUGCUUGACUUCGACUUUAUGGACCCACCUCCUCAAGACGUACUGAAUACUUCACUUUUCGACCUCUGGGCCCUUGGCUGCCUCGACAAUUUGGGCAACCUCACCGCCUUGGGUCGCGCCCUAACACCCUUCCCUAUGGAUCCCUCGCUUGCUAAAUUGAUCGUUAUGUCCGUACAGUACGGCUGCAGUGAGGAAAUGCUUACCAUAGUAUCCAUGCUCUCUGUACCGAGCGUCUUCUAUCGCCCGAAGGAGCGGCAAGAAGAAUCGGAUGCAGCCCGUGAGAAAUUCUUCGUUCCGGAAAGCGAUCACCUCACACUACUUCAUGUGUACAACCAAUGGCGCAUGAAUGGCUACUCCGAUGGAUGGUGUGCGCGUCACUUCUUGCAUCCAAAGGGCCUGCGUCGAGCGCGCGAAAUCAGAGAUCAAAUCGCAGACAUCAUGGCCAAGAACAAGAUGGAACUUGUGAGCUGUGGGACGGAUUGGGAUGUUGCGCGUAAAUGCAUUUGUUCAGGGUACUUCCACCAAGCUGCCAAGGUUAAGGGUAUUGGCGAGUACACCAAUCUUCGUACGGGUGUUACCAUUCAGCUGCAUCCCACCUCUGCGCUGUACGGGCUGGGAUGGUUACCAGAUUACGUGGUCUACCAUGAGCUCAUUCUGACAAGCAAGGAGUACAUGUCUUGCGUAACUAGUGUGGAUGCCCAUUGGCUCGCUGACCUUGGUGGUGUCUUCUAUUCUGUCAGAGAGAAAGGCUAUGACUCACGGGAGCGAAGGAUUACAGAACAUGAAUUCAAUCGAAAGGCGGAGCUGGAAGCUAAAAUUGAAGAGGACCGGCUGAGACAGCUACAAGCGCAGGAGGAGCUAGAGAGGGGAAAGAAACAAGCAAAUAUAGGAAAUGUAGUCAAGAAGUCAGGCGCUGUGGUCAAGAAGAUAGGAGCCAGUGGUGUAGUGAAGAAAGUCGGGAUCAGGAAAGGGAGAGGCUUUUGACCAUGUCCCGAACGAUGGCUCUAUUAUUCUGCUUUUCGUGAGGUGAGAGGGAAGGAACUCACAUCAGGUGCGCGAGAGCAUUCAAGAACUUAUCAGAUGCCCGUGAGCUUCCUUUUCUAAGGUGCCCUUUUCGCACUGUCGAUUUCCCG